ACCGGAAACUGAGGUCUCCUCUCUCACACACACCAAAUUCCGUACUAUGACGCAAAAAUCAUAAAAUCCCUAAUCGUAAAUCUAGAGAGAGAAACCAAUCCCAAAAGCUCGCUCACUUAGAGAGAGAAAGUGAUAGAACCAGAACUUGACUGGGUCCCAAUGGAAACCGAAGCGGCGGGCGUGGGUCUCGCCGCGGAUGAUCAAUCGUCGUCGUCUUCUUCUCCGGCGGCGGCGUUUUCGCGAUGGACCUUUUCCUUUUCGAGGCGGUACCAGCACUUUCUCGACAAGUCAACGCCGCACGUGCUCCACCGGUGGCUCGCGUGCCUCGGUGUGGCGUUGAUCUACGCUCUCCGCGUUUAUUUGGUCGAAGGGUUCUACAUCGUCUCGUAUGGACUCGGGAUCUACAUUCUCAACCUUCUCAUCGGAUUUCUCUCUCCUCAGGUUGACCCUGAGAUCCACGACCUCUCCGAUGGCCCCUCCCUUCCUACCAGGGGAUCUGACGAGUUCCGCCCCUUCGUUCGUCGCCUCCCGGAGUUCAAAUUCUGGUACUCUAUUACAAAGGCGUUUUGCAUUGCUUUUGUGAUGACAUUCUUCAGUGCCUUUGAUGUACCUGUAUUCUGGCCCAUACUUCUUUUCUACUGGAUGGUAUUAUUUAUUAUGACUAUGAGGAGACAGAUUUCCCACAUGAUCAAGUACAAAUACGUUCCAUUCUCUUUUGGGAAACAGCGGUAUGAUGGAAGAAGAGCAUCUUCAACCGAUGGCUCGGCAGAUUGAACAUUUUCAGGUAGAUUGGAUCGAUUUUUUCUUUUUUCUCAAGUCACAAAUCCAGAUGACAAUUAGUUUUGCAGUUAGCAAGAUUACGAUGUUUAGUGCUUCAUUAGGCACAAUGGUUGUUUAUUUACCCUGGAAAUGUAGCUUUGGCAGGAUGAAGUGGUUGCUCAAAUCUUUUACUUUUGGUAUUAUGGGAUGUCCAUUUGUAUAGGAGGGAAAAAUGCCCACUGUUUUUGCCUAAUAAUUAACUCAGCAGUAGUGACAUAUCUACUUUUUCUAAGUCUUUGCAGUUUGAAAUGCCAUUCACACUGCGCAUUAGUAGUUUUAUUGUACUCUUAAUUCCUUUUCAAACUGAAGCUGGGCUUAAUGCAACAUUUCUUUUGGAUAUUUCUCCUCUCUCA
This is a messenger RNA of Humulus lupulus (European hop), 1172 nucleotides long. Its product is annotated as protein RER1A-like. Gene Ontology annotation, biological process: retrograde vesicle-mediated transport, Golgi to endoplasmic reticulum; protein retention in ER lumen. The coding region runs from base 160 to 774 and encodes 204 amino acids. The transcript has 3 exons. The record is from RefSeq and is a predicted model, not a curated record. NCBI's taxonomy places the organism in Eukaryota, Viridiplantae, Streptophyta, Magnoliopsida, Rosales, Cannabaceae. Gene Ontology annotation, cellular component: Golgi membrane.